Molecule: messenger RNA, 1248 nt
Organism: Nipponia nippon (crested ibis)
Lineage: Eukaryota; Metazoa; Chordata; Aves; Pelecaniformes; Threskiornithidae
Gene: MBOAT4
Product: membrane bound ghrelin O-acyltransferase MBOAT4
Biological process (GO): peptidyl-serine octanoylation; lipid modification
Cellular component (GO): endoplasmic reticulum membrane
Molecular function (GO): serine O-acyltransferase activity
Source: RefSeq, a predicted model, not a curated record
AUGCGCUGGGCAGACCUCCUUGUUCUUCUCCCUGCAGCCCCAUACCGGCUGGCGGCUUUCCCCUUCGCUGCUCUCUUCCACCACCUCUGUGCUUCGGGGCGCCUCUCUCUGACUGCCCGGUACUUAUUCCUCCUCGCUGGAGGAUGUCUCCUUGCUGGCACAGCCAUGGGCAGCUACGCCAUUUUGCUCUUCAUCCCAGCCAUUGGCUCCCUGCUCGUCCUCCUCUCCAUCAGCCCAGCUCGUGCCCACACCUGGGUCUUCGCCCUCCAGAUGUCCUGGCAGACACUCUGCCACCUGGGUCUGAGCAGCCAGGAGCUGGACCCACAGGAUGCCAGGCCAGCCAUCGCCCUCUCUGCCGUCAUGCUGCUCACCCAGAAGGCUACGUCUCUGGCCCUGGACAUCCACGAAGGGCUCGUGCCGCUCCAGCUGGGCCAGGGGCUUUUGCGGCGCGCGCUGCCCCUCUGCAGCUACCUGCUCUUUUUCCCAGCCCUCCUGGGAGGUCCCCUGUGCUCCUUCAGCAGGUUUCGGGCCCAGGCUGAGUCCUUGGGGGCUCUCCCCUGGCCACUGAGGGCUGCUGGCCAGCGGUGCCUCUGCGCGCUGGUCCUGCAGGGGCUGCGCGCAGGGCUGGCGGGAGGGCUGGCCGGCAGGCAGGGCUGUGCCGGCCUGGGCUGCCUGCCCCACGUCUGGGCACGGGCCCUGCUCCUCAGGCUGGCCUACUAUUUGCACUGGGUGCUGGAUGAGGCCCUCCUGGAGGUGGCGGGCUUCGGGCCGGAGGCAGGCCAGGGAGACCUUUCCAUCCGCGACCUGUGGACGCUGGAGACCACCCACCGCCUGGCCGUCUUCACCCGAACCUGGAACAAGAGCACGUCCCGCUGGUUGAGGAGACUUGUCUUCCAGCGCUGCCCGGCCCAGCCGCUCCUAGCCACCUUUGCCUUCUCCGCCUGGUGGCACGGCCUCCGGCCCGGGCAGGUCUUUGGUUUCCUGUGCUGGGCUGUCAUGGUGGAGGCUGACUACCGCAUCAAUGCCUUCCUCAGUGCCCGGGCCACCUCCCAGGGUAUGAAGCUCCUCUACCGUGGCACAACCUGGGUCUUCACGCAGCUCAUCGUCGCCUACAUCCUGGUGGCUGUGGAGACCGAGAGCUUCUCCACGCUCUGCCUGCUCUGGACUUCAUGCAACAGCAUCCUUCCCCUCGCCUACGGCUUCGCACUGCUGCUGCUGCUCUUCGCCAAGAAGCCGAAGCAGAACUGA